ACAGUGCUGCAUAUUAAUUUAAUAUUAAUUUAUAUUUCAUGUUUUUUUCCUCCCAUGAUGCUCAGCGGUGUUCUUAUUUUCACUUUCACUGUUUUCCACCAUCAGCUCCAUUUCCAGCUCCCAGACAAACUGCAUUCCUCAUAGUCUCCCUGUAGGCCAUGUGCCUCUUGGCUCUCCUUGUGUGGGUUACAACAGCUUUAGCUGGAGUUCCACAUGCCAGCAGAGAAGAUGGGCCUUUGUUUCCACAGGCAACCAAUGGACAGCCAUUCCCAUGGAACAAGAUGAGACUUCCACAGGCUGCUUCCCCCCUCCACUACGACCUCCUCAUCCACCCCAAUCUCACUAGCUUAGACUUUGCUGGAAGUGUGAAGAUCCAAGUGGAGGCCCAUGAGGAAACCAACACCAUUGUACUCCACAGCAAAGAUCUUAACAUUACCAAGGCAGCACUGCUGGCUUCACCUGAAGGUGAAGGUCAGAUUGUGAAAGUGCUGGAGUAUCCGGCCUACCAGCAAAUCGCUCUUGUCAGCGAUAGCACAGUGCUGAAGAAGGGUGGCGUUUACUUUAUCGAGCUGGAGUUUGUAGCCAAACUCUCUGACAGCUUCAACGGGUUUUACAAAAGCACAUACCAGACCAGGGAAGGGGAAGAGAGGAUUCUGGCCUCCACCCAGUUUGAGGCGACCAGUGCUCGUUUAGCUUUCCCCUGUUUCGAUGAGCCAGCCUUCAAAGCUAACUUCUCCAUCCGCAUCCGCCGAGAGAGCAGACACAUCUCCAUCUCCAACAUGCCAAAGCUGAGGACACUGGCACUUCCUGAUGGCCUGUUUGAGGACCAGUUUGACGUCACUGUGAAGAUGAGCACGUACCUGGUGGCCUUCAUCGUGUGUGACUUCCUUUCCAUCAGCAAGAACACCGAGCAUGGGGUCAAGAUCUCAGUGUACACCGUACCAGAGAAGAUAGACCAGGCCGAGUUUGCGCUGGAUGCUGCAGUGAGGCUGCUGGACUUCUAUGAUGAUUACUUUGACAUUCCCUAUCCUCUCCCUAAGCAAGAUCUUGCUGCAGUCCCAGACUUCCAGGCUGGAGCUAUGGAGAACUGGGGACUGACGACUUAUAGAGAGUCCGCCCUGCUCUUCGACCUCCAGAAGUCCUCUGCCUCCAACAAGCUGGCCAUCACUACUAUCAUAGCGCAUGAGCUUGCCCAUCAGUGGUUUGGAAACCUGGUGACGAUGCAGUGGUGGAAUGAUCUCUGGCUGAAGGAGGGAUUCGCCAAGUUCAUGGAAUUUGUGUCUGUUAACAUCACCAACCCUGAGCUGCAAGUGGAGGACUCUUUCCUGCGAAAGUGCUUUGAGGCGAUGGAAGUGGAUUCUUUAAGCUCCUCCCACCCUGUGUCCACCCCUGUGGAGAACCCGGCUCAGAUCCAGGAAAUGUUCGAUGAUGUGUCUUAUGAAAAGGGUGCUUGCAUUCUGCACAUGCUGAGGGAGUUUCUGACCCCGGACCACUUUACAUCUGGCAUCGUUCACUAUCUGAAACAAUACAGCUACCAAAACACGGUCAACACUCACCUGUGGGAAAGUCUGACCACUAAGAAGCAGCACUCUGAGGACGAUCUAGACAUUAAGGCGAUGAUGGAGACAUGGACACUGCAGGAAGGCUUCCCACUCAUCACAGUGGAUGUCAAGGGUCGUGAAGUGCGCCUAAACCAGGAGCGGUACCUGAAGGGCGAGGACCCCUCCCGAACUUCUGGGUUUCUUUGGCACGUCCCGCUAACCUACGUCACCAGUAACUUGGCCACUGUCCAUCGGUUUCUCCUGAAGACUAAGACAGAUGUGCUGUACCUGCCUGAAGAAGUGGACUGGGUGAAGUUUAACGUGGACAUGAGCGGAUAUUACAUCGUCCACUAUGAGGGGUCGGGCUGGGACGACCUCAUCACUCUGCUCAAACACAACCACACCGCCCUCAGCAGCAACGACCGGGCCAGCCUCGUCAAUAAUGUCUUCCAGUUGGUCAGUGUGGGGAAGCUACCGCUGGACAAAGCUCUUGACCUGACGCUGUAUCUGAGCCAUGAGACGGAGAUCAUGCCUGUGAUGCAGGGCUUCAGUGAACUUGUCCCGCUCUACAAACUGAUGGAGAAAAGGGACAUGGAGGCGCUGGAGAACCAGAUGAAGGGCUACAUCAUGCAUCUGUUCCGUGGGCUGAUAGACCGGCAGGCGUGGACUGAUGACGGUUCAGCGUCUGAGCGGAUGCUGCGCAGCUACCUGCUCCUCUUCGCCUGUGUGAGGGGUCACCCGCCCUGUGUCUCCACCGCCACCCAGCUCUUCAACAAGUGGAAGAAGUCUGACGGCAACAUGAGUCUUCCUAUCGACAUCAGCCAUGCGGUGUUUACAGUUGGUGCUCGCACUGAGGAGGGUUGGGACUUCCUGUUCAAGAAGUACCGCGAGUCCCUUUCUACGUCACUAAAGAGCCGAAUCAAAUCUGCCCUGUCCUCCUCUCCGCUCGCUCACAAACUCAUAUGGAUGAUGAAGCAGAGUUUGGAGGGGUCACUGAUGAAGACGCAGGACCUUCCGUAUGUUGUGACGUCAGUCAGCAACAACCCUAAAGGCUAUAAACACGCCUGGGACUUCCUGAGGGCCAACUGGCACUCGCUGGUGAAGAAGUUUGACCUCGGCUCUCACUCCAUUGCACACAUGGUAACAGGUGUGACCAGUCAGUACUCCACCAGAGAGAUGCUGGAAGAGAUUCAGGAAUUCUUCGGUUCCUUAACUGCUGAGACGGGCGCUGAGCUGCGUUGCAUUCAGCAGGCUCUGGAGAAUGUGGAGGAGAACAUUCGCUGGAUGGAAAAGAACCUCCUGCUGCUCCAAGCCUGGCUGGACAAAAACCAUCCAGAACCAGCCCAGCUAGAUGACCAUUUCAAACACUCAGAGCUGUGAAGCCCUUGACCGCACAAGACUGUACUAGAUGACUGAACCGAGAAGCUACAGUGUGCUCCAUAUGUUUGAGAAAUAUGUUUGAGGACCUGCUGAAUGAUGAACUCUGCUGAAAUGUGUGAUUAGUUUGAGGGACACACUGCUGUUCCACCAUUUUUUCAAAAUAUCUGCUUAAAUUAAUGGUUAAGAUACACACAAAGUCAUUCAGAGUGGUUUGGUGUGAAACUCUCUUCUUAUUCACAGUGGUGGUGAUGGCAACCAGACGUCCUCCUCUUAACUCACAGCACUCAUAAAUGCUUAUGAGUAGUCUGCCUGAUGUCUGUUUUCCAAAGGUUUUGCAGAGAUUUGGGUCUAAAACGUAUUUUCUAUGCAUUCAUGGUGGUGGGGUACAUUCAGGACAUUAUUAGGCAAAAUUACCAUCACCAGUAUUACAUAUAAAACCUCAGAAGACACCUGUAGGUUCACUGGUGGUCUUGGAUAAUAAAUAAUAUAGCUAUAUUUGUGUUGUAGACAUGGUGACGCCUGGUUCUUAUAACCACCAUUGUAAAGAAAUCUGAAUUUCUCUGCAGUGAACCAUCAACCACAUUGAAUAAUAAAAUAUCAGUGGAAUUCCCCUCAAAACUAACUCUUCUUACUUCAGAGUAACUUUUUGUAAGAAUUUGAAGAACGUGAGGAAAAAAAAUGAAACUGGCCAUCAUUGCUGUCAUUUUUUGCAGCAGAUUGAGGCUUUAAAAAAAAAGGUAGAAAAACGGCUGUAAUUAACCACAGAAAAUGUGAGAAGACUGAAAGAAUCAAAACAAAACAGCAAAACAGUUCACACAGUAGACUAGCUUAGGUGGUUUCUGAUACUGUGACAAAGUUUUUAGCUAUGCUAACAUACUUUGUCCAUUUUAUAGAUAACAGUGUGUCAUACAGUGGCAGAAACCACAUGAACAUGUCAAACAGAGAUGACUGAACAAACUUACAUGGCAUGAAGUAAGUGUGAAAUGAUUUAGGUAGUCAGUUUAUAUGAUGCUAAAUGGCUAAUUCCACAUAAGCCUCCACUGCUUGUUAGCUAUAUUAGCCUCAUAGCUCCAGUGCAAAAGUAGCACACCAAAUGUGACUUUGCUGAUUGACGACAUUACGGUGUACGAGGAAAAUAGAGUAAAUAACAUUUUUCACCAACUGUUUCUUUGAUUUUCUUACAUUUUCUGUGAUUAAAUACAAGCAUUUCAAUCCGCUUUCUGGAGGAUGGUGGGUUUGAGAAUGUCUCUGGUGGUACACCGUAUGUGCUGUUCCUCAUUUGAGGACGGUUUUUGUUCAGGGUAAAACUGUCAUAGAGAAGGUAGUUCUGUAAUUCUUAUUUUGCAUUAUUUUUAUUUUUAUUUUUUGUAGUACUUCUCUGAGACGCACCAAGAAGAGCUGCUGUAUUUUGCUUGUUUUUUGUGUGUUUUUCUUUUUCUUACAGUUUUCAUUAUUUGUCAGUUUUAAAAGGACCUUCCGGGAUGUGAGUCUUCAUGCUGAUAUGCUAAAUUAAACAUUUGGAUAAUUUAAGAUGUAAAAUUGUUGGAAAUAAAAUGUGUCCGAAUUGGAAUUCAA
Messenger RNA from Pygocentrus nattereri (red-bellied piranha), 4496 nucleotides. Its product is annotated as endoplasmic reticulum aminopeptidase 1-like. The transcript is spliced from 18 exons. Gene Ontology annotation, cellular component: cytoplasm. Lineage: Eukaryota; Metazoa; Chordata; Actinopteri; Characiformes; Serrasalmidae. The coding region runs from base 159 to 2921 and encodes 920 amino acids. Gene Ontology annotation, molecular function: peptide binding; metalloaminopeptidase activity; zinc ion binding. Gene Ontology annotation, biological process: peptide catabolic process; proteolysis. The record is from RefSeq and is a predicted model, not a curated record.